AUGUUUCCUUUAAGCAUCUCCUUCCAUAGAUUGACUGCUGUCCGGGCAGUUUUUCUGCCUCUGUCGUGCUAUACCGGGCUGAGUACAUCGUGCCAACAUGCUCUCGCGGCUAAUGUUACUUGCUCGCUAUAUUUCGGAAUCAUUUCUGAGAGCAAUGGCGUCAUGACAGCAGACCAGGUCCACGAAGUCUGUGUCGACAGCUGCUAUAAAUCUCUGGAAGCCGCUCGAACUACGAUCGCAGCCGCUGCUCUGACUGCUGGCUGGGUAGUCUUGCCUUGGAACUGGUAUCGACCUGCAAUUGUUUCACGGACGUCUAUGGAUACUUGGUUGGUGAAUGGCCACCGCCCAUCACUUUACAGUACUACCCCACAACUUUAUGGAAAGAGGACAACGUUUCCACCCCCGAUGAGGGUGUCGGUAUCAUCACCAUCCCUUGCUAUGAGUGGUUAUGAAGACUCCAAACGCACUCCAUGGAUGAGCUUCGACUCGAACCCAGCCGACGUAAUCGAGAACAACAUGCUCACUUGGGGCUACCGGACCUGGGGCCUCGUCAUCUACCGAUGCACCUACAAGAGCGACGCUGACUGGGAGGAAUUCAUGUCUCGCCUUCUCUAUCAAGUAAGGAGCACACUGGAAGUUUACGACGGCCUGGACAUGCUUGAUUCCUUCCGACCCACUGUAAUGGGCGACAAGACGCGGUUUGACGGGGCGACUCCCGGAUACUAUCCGGGAUUAUUUCAACGAGUGGGCGUCUGCCGCGUGUGA
Messenger RNA from Aspergillus ochraceoroseus IBT 24754, 765 nucleotides. RefSeq lists its product as uncharacterized. The transcript has 4 exons. The record is from RefSeq and is a predicted model, not a curated record. The coding region runs from base 1 to 765 and encodes 254 amino acids. Lineage: Eukaryota; Fungi; Ascomycota; Eurotiomycetes; Eurotiales; Aspergillaceae.